AUGGCAUCGCUAGCGGAAAAAGACGUCCGCACCGAGGUGGAUUCCAAUGAAACUACCGAUUUCAAGGGCAUCAAUGAAAAGGCUCUACUCCGCAAGUUGGAUUAUCGCCUACUGCCGCCUCUGACAAUAUUGUACCUUUUGUCGUUUUUGGAUCGCAGCAAUGUGGGAAAUGCACGUUUGGAGGGCAUGGCAGAUGAUAUCAAUAUGUCAGGAAAUCAAUACCUGACUGGUUUGACUUUAUACUUCAUUGGAUAUGUCCUUUUUGAAAUUCCCUGCAACGUGAGAUCUCUUGACAACCCCUCUAGGUCCAUAAAUGGACAAGAUGCUGAAACCAGACAGAUUGUGUUGAAGAAGACCACGCCCAGAAUAUGGCUACCCACAUUGACUCUCGUUUGGGGAGUCGUUGCCACGCUACUGGGCAUUGUACAGAAUUACUCAGGAUACCUAUCAUCCCGAUUCUUCUUGGGUGUUGCAGAGAGCGGGCUGUUUCCUGGUGUUGUGUUCUAUCUGUCCAUGUGGUAUAAACGCAAUGAGCAGCACUACCGCGUGGCCCUUUUCUUCAGCGCUGCUUCACUGGCAGGCGCGUUUGGUGGAAUCCUGGCUUGGGCAAUUUCGCACAUGGACGGCGUGGGCAACUUGAAGGGCUGGAGAUGGAUUUUCAUUCUUGAAGGUCUCUUGACUGUGCUCGUUUCAAUCAUCGCCUAUCUCUGGGUAUACAAUUACCCAGCAACCGCAGAAUUCCUCACCAAGGAGGAGCGUGAAUUUAUCCAAUUCCGACUCAAGAAUGACAACGACGCCACCCGCGACGAGGAGUUUUCCUGGACCGCUGUUCAAGAAGCUUUCAAAGAUCCGAAAGUCUGGCUAUACGGCCUGGGAUUCCACACCAUGUCGCUGCCAUUAUACACCUUGUCACUCUUCCUUCCAACAAUCAUCAAAGAGCUCGGGUAUUCUGCCGCGAAGGCGCAGCUUCUGUCCGUGCCUCCAUACGCAGUCGCUUUCUUCUUGACCAUCGGUGUGGCGGUUGCAUCCGAAAAGACUCACAGUCGGGCGCCUUUCAUCAUGGGCUCAUCUGCUAUCGGAUGCAUCGGGUAUAUUUUACUUCUAUCGCAACAUCGCCCGGGGGUAUCUUACGUUGGGACCAUCUUUGCUGCAGCGGGGAUCUACCCAGCCGUCGCUAUUGUGCUAUCAUGGCCAGCCAAUAAUGUUUCCGGCCAGACGAAGCGGUGCAUUGCUAAUGCGAUGCAAAUUUCCAUCGGAAAUCUUGGUGCCGUGCUUGGUACGCAGCUGUACCGCACUGAAAGUGCGCCAAGGUAUUUCCUGGGUCAUGGGUUUGCCCUAGGUUACCUGGUAGCCAAUAUUGCGGUCGUGGGUGUAUUGUGGCAGGUUCUUAAGCGGGAGAAUUCUGAGAAGGAGCGUAUCAGAGAUGUCCAAGGCCUGUCGCCGCUUAUGGGAGAUGUGGGAGAUGCGGAAGGGGAGUUCCAAGGUGAUAAGGAUCCUCGCUGGGUGUUCCAAACAUAA
Molecule: messenger RNA, 1518 nt
Organism: Penicillium olsonii
Lineage: Eukaryota; Fungi; Ascomycota; Eurotiomycetes; Eurotiales; Aspergillaceae
Source: the annotation of a GenBank genome assembly